CAGCAGCAGCGGGGUGCAGAGGCGUGUUCUGAUGAACUAUUCCUGUAAACUGGAACUGGACCUAAACACAGUACACAGCAACCUCAAACUGUCUGACAACAAGAAGAAGGUGACAGCGGAGGAGGAUAAGUCAAAUCCUAAUAAUCCAGAGACAUUUCACUACUGGUAUCAGAUGCUGUGUAAAAAUAAGCUGAAAGGUCACUGUUACUGGGAGGUCGAGAGGACAGGAAAGGUUAAUAUAGCAGUGAGUAACAUAAACAUCAUGAGGAACGGAGACCAAGAUGACUGUUGGUUUGGAUGUAAUGAUCAUUCCUGGAGUCUGAGGUGCUGUGAUGAUGAAGGUUACGCUGCCUUCCACAACGACAAAAAAUACCCCAUCACCUCCUCCUCCUCUGUCUCUAACAGAGUAGCAGUGUAUGUGGACUGUCCUGCUGGCACUCUGUCCUUCUACACAGUCUCCUCUGACUCACUGAUCCACCUCCACACCUUCGAGAUGAUCAAAUUCUCUGACCCUGAAACUCUCUGUCCUGGGUUUGGGGUCUGGUCAGCUGGUUCCUCAGUGUCUCUGUGUCCUCUGUAGGAGGAGACAACUUCCUGUCCUGUGGUUUAAAUGUUGACGGAGGACGAGGCUUCACUUUGGUUCACAUUAGUCUCACUGAUUGUGUCUUUAAUGUCAGAAAUGUUCUUCUUCUUCUUUAGUAAUGUUGAAAUGAUCUCCUCAGGGAUGUUAGUUGUGUAUAAACUGUGUUGACUUUGAUUUUUACUUUACUCAUCUUUGAUUGGAGCAGUUUCAGCUGUUAGUGAUUUAUUUCCAUAAAGGUUUAAAGAUUAAAAAUACUUGAUGAGUUCAACAAGUUUUAACAAAUCAAAAGAAUCAAAUCAAAUCAAAGAAUAAAGAUGUUUUCUUCACAAUUAA
Molecule: messenger RNA, 916 nt
Organism: Perca fluviatilis (European perch)
Lineage: Eukaryota; Metazoa; Chordata; Actinopteri; Perciformes; Percidae
Product: stonustoxin subunit beta-like
Exons: 3
Coding region: 32-580 (182 amino acids)
Molecular function (GO): protein binding
Source: RefSeq, a predicted model, not a curated record